CGCUCGGCGGCGGGGCCGGUCGCGGGCGCGCGCGCGGCCUGCGGGACAGACGGAGGGAGGGAGCCGGGUUGCCGCCGAGUGCCGCCAUAUUAGCGACCGCGGAGGCCGGGGGAUUCCCGUGAGCUGCGGCGGCGGGGCCUGGCUCAGCGGAGGGGCCUCGAGCGGGCGCGGCGUGUUCCUGGGACCGGCGGGAACCGGCGGGAACCGGCUGGCGACGGGAGCGAGGCAGGUGAGGACACAGGCUGCCCUCGGCUGCGGGCCCCGCCCCGCCCGCCAUGGACCAGGACUAUGAGCGCAGGCUCCUGCGUCAGAUCAUCAUCCAGAAUGAGAACACAGUGCCAUGUGUCUCAGAGAUGCGGAGGACCCUGACACCAGCCAACUCCCCAGUGUCCUCGCCCAGCAAGCAUGGUGACCGCUUCAUCCCCUCGCGGGCCGGAGCCAACUGGAGCGUGAACUUCCACAGGAUCAAUGAAAACGAGAAGUCCCCCAGCCAGAACCGCAAGGCCAAGGAUGCCACCUCAGACAACGGCAAAGAUGGCCUGGCCUACUCGGCACUGCUGAAGAACGAGCUGCUGGGCGCCGGCAUUGAGAAGGUGCAGGACCCGCAGACGGAGGAUCGGCGGCUGCAGCCAUCCACGCCUGAGCACAAGGGCCUCUUCACGUAUUCCCUCAGCAGCAAGCGCUCCAGUCCUGAUGACGGCAACGACGUGUCCCCGUAUUCCUUGUCCCCUGUUAGCAACAAGAGUCAGAAGCUGCUGCGGUCGCCACGGAAGCCCACGCGCAAGAUCUCCAAGAUUCCCUUCAAGGUGCUGGAUGCGCCGGAGCUUCAGGACGACUUCUACCUCAACCUGGUGGACUGGUCCUCCCUCAACGUGCUCAGCGUGGGCCUGGGUACCUGCGUGUACCUGUGGAGUGCGUGCACCAGCCAGGUGACCCGGCUCUGUGACCUCUCUGUGGAAGGGGACUCGGUGACUUCCGUGGGCUGGUCUGAGCGGGGGAACCUGGUCGCGGUGGGCACACACAAGGGCUUCGUGCAGAUCUGGGACGCGGCUGCUGGGAAGAAGCUGUCGGUGCUGGAGGGCCACACUGCGCGAGUGGGGGCGCUGGCCUGGAACGCAGACCAGUUGUCAUCUGGCAGCCGAGACCGCAUGAUCCUCCAGCGGGAUAUCCGCACACCGCCCCUGCAGUCAGAGCGGCGGCUGCAGGGCCACCGGCAGGAAGUGUGUGGUCUCAAGUGGUCCACAGACCACCAGCUCCUGGCCUCGGGGGGCAAUGACAACAAGCUGCUUGUCUGGAACCACUCCACGGUGAGCCCUGUGCAGCAGUACACGGAGCACCUGGCGGCCGUGAAGGCCAUCGCCUGGUCCCCGCACCAGCAUGGACUGCUGGCGUCUGGCGGUGGCACAGCGGACCGCUGCAUCCGCUUCUGGAACACCCUGACGGGCCAGCCCCUCCAGUGCAUCGACACCGGCUCACAAGUGUGCAAUCUGGCCUGGUCCAAACAUGCCAACGAGCUGGUGAGCACGCACGGCUACUCACAGAACCAGAUCCUCGUGUGGAAGUACCCGUCCCUUACACAGGUGGCCAAGCUCACUGGCCACUCGUACCGGGUCCUCUACUUGGCCAUGUCCCCUGACGGGGAGGCCAUCGUCACUGGGGCUGGAGAUGAAACCCUGCGGUUCUGGAAUGUUUUCAGCAAAACACGCUCUACAAAGGAAUCCGUGUCUGUGCUUAACCUCUUCACCCGGAUCCGAUAGACCCGCGGGCGGGAUGCACAGCCCCACGGGGCAGAGAAGGAGCAGCCAGCAUGCGUGGGCCCUGCUGUCCCUGCAGUCCUCAGAGGCAUCUGGCGGGCGGGAGCCGGGCCGGAGACCCCAGAGUCUCAUUAAACGCCUCGUUGUGA
This is a messenger RNA of Peromyscus eremicus (cactus mouse), 1903 nucleotides long. RefSeq names its product fizzy and cell division cycle 20 related 1 (gene Fzr1). NCBI's taxonomy places the organism in Eukaryota, Metazoa, Chordata, Mammalia, Rodentia, Cricetidae. Gene Ontology annotation, biological process: anaphase-promoting complex-dependent catabolic process; positive regulation of anaphase-promoting complex-dependent catabolic process; positive regulation of ubiquitin protein ligase activity. The coding region runs from base 276 to 1757 and encodes 493 amino acids. The record is from RefSeq and is a predicted model, not a curated record. Gene Ontology annotation, cellular component: anaphase-promoting complex. The transcript is spliced from 14 exons. Gene Ontology annotation, molecular function: ubiquitin ligase activator activity; protein binding; anaphase-promoting complex binding.